ACCUUGAAGAUCCACCUGAGGACUCACUCUGGGGAGAAGCCCUACAAGUGUGACCAAUGCACAAAGCGCUACAGACAGCAAGGCGACCUGAAGACCCACAUGAGGACUCACUCCGGCGAGAAGCCCUACAGGUGUGACCAAUGCAUGAAGUGCUUCAGUCAGAAAGGCCCCCUGAAGAUCCACAUGAGGACUCACUCCGGGGUGAAGCCCUACAAGUGUGACCAAUGCAGGAGGAGCUUCAGUCGGAAAGACAACCUGAAGACCCACAUGUGGACUCAAUCCGGGGAGAAGCCCUACAAGUGUGACCAAUGCACGAAGCGGUUCAGUCUGAAAGGCACCCUGAAGAUCCACCUGAGGACUCACUCCGGCGAGAAGCCCUACAGCUGUGACCUAUGCACGAAGUCUUUCUGUCAGAAAGACUACCUGAAUAGCCACAUGAGAACUCACUCCGGAUACUUCUGA
Molecule: messenger RNA, 462 nt
Organism: Gadus morhua (Atlantic cod)
Lineage: Eukaryota; Metazoa; Chordata; Actinopteri; Gadiformes; Gadidae
Product: zinc finger protein 32-like
Exons: 3
Biological process (GO): regulation of transcription by RNA polymerase II
Molecular function (GO): RNA polymerase II cis-regulatory region sequence-specific DNA binding; DNA-binding transcription factor activity, RNA polymerase II-specific
Source: RefSeq, a predicted model, not a curated record